UCGUUUCGCCAUGUGAAGCUCCUCUAUAUUCAACUCUCUUUCUCUCUCUCUCUCUCUCGUGUGUUAAAUGCCUUUUGACUACAUUGCUCUACAAGCUCCUUCUGUCCUGACAAGCUCUACUUCUUCUUGUUCUUCUUGUUUUCCGGCGGCUCACUCGGCCGGAGAGGAUGGAGAGGCCGUCCGGAAUGUCCGCCGGGGUUCUUUUUCGGCGAGUGCUGAUGCUCUGCCUCUCUCUGAGCGUAGUUUCAGUCUCACAGGCAGAUGAGCUUCAGCUGCUCCUGAAGCUGAAGUCCGCGCUUGCAACACCAUCGACCACAGGCGUUUUCAGUUCAUGGAGGGUCGGCAACGACAAGUGCAACUUCACUGGAAUCGUGUGCAAUUCAGACGGUUUCGUUACUGAGAUCAACCUCUCUCAAAUGGGACUGGUGGGUACUCUCCCUUUCGACUCGAUAUGCUCGCUCGGCUCUCUUGAAAAGAUCGAUCUUGGGGAGAAUCGUUUCUACGGUAAGGUAGUGGAUGAUCUGAGAAACUGCACGAGGUUGAAGUACUUCAACUUGGGGUUCAAUUCCUUUUCUGGGACUGUUCCUGAUUUGUCCACUUUGAGCCGCUUGGAGUUCUUGAAUCUGAACAACAGUGGAUUCUCAGGGAUCUUCCCAUGGAAGUCGCUUGAAAACAUGACCAAUCUUGGCUUUUUGAGCCUCGGAGACAACUUUUUUGACGUGACUAGUCCAUUUCCUAUGGAGGUUAUCAAGUUGGAGAAGUUGUAUUGGCUUUACCUCGCCAAUUGCAGCAUCAGAGGGCAGAUCCCGGAAGGCAUCGGGAACCUGACGCUUCUCGAGAAUCUUGAGCUCUCGGACAAUGAAUUGUCCGGUGAAAUCCCUCGGGGCAUCGCAUGGCUCAGCCGGCUUCGGCAGCUUGAGCUCUACGACAAUUACUUGACUGGUAAGCUUCCUCUCGGGUUUGGGAAUCUCACAAGCCUCGUGAAAUUCGAUGCGUCGCAUAACAGGCUCGAAGGCAAUCUCUCAGAGAUUAGGUUCUUGACAAGCCUGGCCUCCUUGCAGCUUUUCGAGAACCAGUUGACAGGGGAGAUUCCAGAGGAGCUUGGAGAGUUCAAGAAUCUUAUUGACCUGUCUCUCUAUUCGAAUAGGCUGACCGGUCCGCUUCCUCCGAAGCUUGGCUCGUGGGCGGACUUCAAUUUCGUAGAUGUUUCGGACAACUCGCUCACGGGAAGUAUCCCACCGGAUAUGUGCAAGAAUGAAAUGACCGAUUUUCUUAUGCUGGAUAACAAGCUCACUGGGACUAUCCCGGCGACCUACACAGAUUGUUCAUCCUUAAGUCGGGUACGCUUGAACAAUAACUCGCUCUCUGGUGCCGUUCCUGCUGGAAUAUGGGGCUUGCCAAAUCUCAUCAUAAUUGAUCUUGGGGCGAAUCAACUCGAGGGAUCAAUAACGUCUGAUAUCAGAAGGGGAAAAUCUCUGGCUCAGUUAUUGCUAUCUGAUAAUAAAUUUUCAGGCGAAUUACCAGAAGCAAUGUCGGAAGCAUCUGCUUUGGUCUCAAUUCAGCUGAGUUUGAAUGGAUUUGUGGGAAAGAUUCCGUCGACAAUUGGGAACUUGACGAAAUUGAAUACACUCGAUUUGAAUGGAAAUCUGCUUUCCAGUAGCAUACCUGUAUCUAUUGUCUCCUGCGUCGCCCUUGCUGUUGUAAACCUCUCAAACAAUUCGUUGACCGGUGAAAUUCCCGACAGCAUCGGAAACUUACAGACUCUGAACUCCCUGAACCUAUCCAAUAACAAACUUUCUGGUAAAAUCCCAUUGAGCCUGGGAUUAAUGAAGCUAAGCCUUCUCGAUCUCUCGAACAACCGGUUAACUGGUCCAAUACCGGACUCCCUAUCAACAGAAGCCUACCAUGAUAGCUUUGAUGGGAAUCCCAGCCUGUGUAGUCAGAGGCUUGAACAAUUCCGGCCAUGUAUUUCGAGUUCGCAGGCAACCACUCCUGUCGGGGUUAUUCUCUCGUGCUUCUUUGCCGGAAUAAGUUUGUUGCUGAUCAUGUUCGCAAUUAUGAUGUACGCGAAGUUCAGAAAGAGAAGCAAGAGUCUCAAGAGUGUCAACAGUUUGUGCAGGCCAGAUUCUUGGAACAUGAAGCCGUACCGCAUACUAAGCUUCACAGAGAGGGACAUAAUUGAUUACAUAAACGAGAACUUGAUCGGGAGGGGCGGAUCCGGAAACGUGUAUAAAGUCGUCUUGGGGAACGGCAAGGAACUCGCUGUGAAGCACAUCUGGGCAUCAAGUUCAGGCAGCUUUAGAAGCCAUCCCAGCAGCUCAGCCAUCCUCAGCAAGAAAAGCAAGAGCUCGCCCGAGUACGACGCCGAGGUGGCUGCACUGAGUUCGAUCAGGCAUGUGAAUGUGGUCAAGUUGUACUGCAGCAUCACGAGCGAGGACAGCCACCUGCUUGUUUAUGAGUACUUGCCGAACGGGAGCCUGUGGGACAGGUUACACGAGAGCCAGAAGAUGGAGAUGGGAUGGGAGGUGCGGUAUGAGAUUGCGUUAGGGGCUGCCCUGGGAUUGGAGUAUCUGCACCACGGAUGUGAUCGGCCGAUCAUACACCGCGACGUGAAAUCAAGUAAUAUCUUGUUGGACAAAGAGUGGAAACCGAGGAUAGCGGAUUUCGGGCUAGCGAAAAUCGUGCAGGCCAGUCCUGGUGGUAAUUGGACACAUGCCAUUGCAGGGACUCUUGGAUACAUAGCUCCAGAGUAUGCAUACACCAUGAAGGUCAAUGAAAAGAGCGACGUCUACAGCUUUGGUGUCGUCCUGAUGGAGUUGGUCACAGGAAGGAGGCCCAUCGAGUCGGAAUUCGGAGAGAACAAGGACAUUGUUUAUUGGGUGCGUGAAAACAUGAGCAGCAAAAACUCUCUGCUCGAUUUGGUGGACUCGAACAUUUCCGACACCCUGAAAGAAGACGCCGUUGAAGUGCUCCGAAUAGCCAUCCUUUGCACGGCUAACAUCCCAACCGUGAGGCCGUCAAUGAGGAUGGUGGUUCAGAUGCUAGAGGAAGCCGAGCCCUGCAGCCUCAACAAUAUCCUCGUCGACAAAGUAGACGAAAACAGUGAAAAGACCGAAGGAAAACAGCUAAAUUCAGGCUCUCAAAACUGAAUUCUGCUUCUCUGCGUUAGGAAUUCAUGUAGCAGACAUGACAUUAGCAUAAAAUAAACCUUGAGGGAGCCCAUCUCGGUUCAGUUUGGUUAAAGUGCAUCAGAUUUUGGAGCUGAUGUGCUGAAUCCUGAUUAGAGCUGUUAUGAGAGAGUUAAAAACUUAUGAUUUUAGCUUUUUGGGUUAAA
This is a messenger RNA of Eucalyptus grandis, 3334 nucleotides long. Its product is annotated as receptor-like protein kinase 7. Gene Ontology annotation, molecular function: protein kinase activity; ATP binding; protein binding. Gene Ontology annotation, cellular component: plasma membrane. NCBI's taxonomy places the organism in Eukaryota, Viridiplantae, Streptophyta, Magnoliopsida, Myrtales, Myrtaceae. Gene Ontology annotation, biological process: protein phosphorylation. The record is from RefSeq and is a predicted model, not a curated record.